Messenger RNA from Necator americanus (New World hookworm), 333 nucleotides. RefSeq lists its product as uncharacterized. The record is from RefSeq and is a predicted model, not a curated record. Bases 1 to 333 code for a protein of 110 amino acids. The transcript is spliced from 3 exons. Lineage: Eukaryota; Metazoa; Nematoda; Chromadorea; Rhabditida; Ancylostomatidae.
AUGAGUGAACCGAAGCGAUCAACGCUAAGCAAGGAUCGUGGCGAAGUGGCGCGGUUGAGCUGGCGGCUACGAGCGACUGUGAUUGCAAAGGAAAAACUACCGAGAAUUCAUACAAAGAAAGAAGAAACGGGUCCGGAGAGUCACCACACUGGGAAGAGAGCUGAGUGCAAGCCUUCACCGGGAUCGAGUCGCUCGGAGAACGUUUCACGCCGAUUGUAUUUGCAUAUAAAAGCACCAGCACAAAAAAAAAUGAAUGAGAAAAAGGAUUCGCGUUCGAGCUCACUUAAGAAUACUACGGGUAUUCCUCCCAGCCUUCACAUAGAACAAAAUUGA